Messenger RNA from Hemiscyllium ocellatum (epaulette shark), 2169 nucleotides. RefSeq names its product glutathione S-transferase theta-1-like. Lineage: Eukaryota; Metazoa; Chordata; Chondrichthyes; Orectolobiformes; Hemiscylliidae. Gene Ontology annotation, biological process: glutathione metabolic process. Bases 109 to 789 code for a protein of 226 amino acids. Gene Ontology annotation, cellular component: cytoplasm. Gene Ontology annotation, molecular function: glutathione transferase activity. The record is from RefSeq and is a predicted model, not a curated record. The transcript has 5 exons.
GAUUGGCCGCUUGUUGGUUACAUUGUAUCAAGCUCCAUGUAGCAAGUUGCGGGAGUGGGGGUGUGCUGUUGUGUGUGUACUCUGUUAGCAGCUCUACUCUUCCCCACCAUGGCUUCUCGGCUCCCCUUACGAGUCUAUUUCGACCUGUUGUCCCAGCCCUCCAGGGCCGUCUUGAUCUUCCUCAAACGCACCGGAAUCCCGCAUGUGGAAAAACCCGUGGCCCUCCGGAAGGGUGAACAGAAGAGCCCAGAGUUCACUAAACUCAAUCCAAAUCAGAAAGUGCCAGUUAUUGUGGACAAUGGAUUUGUUCUGACUGAGAGCGUUGCUAUUCUGAAGUACCUGGCGACAAAGUAUGAUAUCCCUCAAUUCUGGUACCCAGUAGACUCAAUGCAGAGGGCAAAGGUGGAUGAGUACAUGGCAUGGCAGCAUGCUACUGUGAGAUAUCACGCAUCGAAAGUCUUCAUCCUGGAGGUUUUGAUUCCUCGGAUGACAGGCCAGCCACUUGAUGAGGCAAAGCUGAACAAAGCUCUGGCUGAAUUGAAUGGAACCUUGGACAUUUUAGAAUCGAUGUUUCUGAAGGACCAGGCCUUCCUCUGUGGUGAUGAGAUGACAUUAGCUGACCUAUUGGCCAUCUGUGAACUGAUGCAGCCACUUGGAGCAAAUCGUGACAUAUUGAAAGAUCGUCCAAAAUUGAUCGCCUGGCGUAACAGAGUGCAGUCGGCACUGGGGAAAACAUUUGAUGAUGUGCAUUCUUUCCUUUAUCAACUGAGAGAUAAAGCCAGACUUUAAAAGCUAAACCAUGUGGAAUUUCUGAAUGUUAGAUUCCUGCAAAUUAGUCUACUUAAUGGGUCUAAAAUUAACCUAUCAAACCACAUGCCUUUAAAGUAAUUGAUUAAUAAAACAUACUACUUAAUAGUUCCAGUAACUUUAAUAGCCAUACAAUUAAUUAAUGAAAUUACUUUAGAGUCAAAUUAGACCAAGGCUAAACUAUACAUUCAAAACUACCUUACAAAAGGAAUUUAGGAGUGGUGUUGCAAGCAGUCUUCAUUUCUCAGAUAUAAUCACUAUAAAACAGUGCCUCAAUAAAUAAGGUUUCAGUUGUUUAAAAUAGAGUUUUAUGCAGCUUCUAUUCUAGGCACCAAGCAGAGUAGCAAUUUCCACAUGGCAUCACCAAGUGCAUUAUGCCACUUCCAUAGAUUAGAAGUCCCAUGAUUUUGUCAUCUCCACAGGACAUCGGGAGGGUCCUUGGGAUUUAACAAACUCGAUCCAUGUACUUUAAAAGCACAAAAGAACUGUUAAUUUUCCUCUGUCUAGCUGAGGCAAGUGCACAUGAAGCCUGUGAUCCAAGUAGGGAAAAUCAGAGUCUAGUGACAAUUAUUCUUAACUCAGAUCCCAUCAAUGCGCCACUAUGCCAGUUGAGCUGCAACAAACAGAAAAGCUGCACAUAUCUGGUAUUUGUCUAUCAUGAAGGCUUGAUUUCUCAACAUCAAGCCUCAGAAAACGACAACAUCAGAAUUCCUGCUUCCUUCCACUAACACAAAUUGACCCCAAGUGGACAACAGACCACUGGGCAUUUGGGCUCUGUUCCAAACAUCACAGUAAAUACCACACUGCAAAGAGGCACACCACAUGUUAAGCAGUGGCCCAGGACUACAUAGUCUGAAUUGCUGUCACAUAGUUCAGGAUAAAUGCUGAAUAUGGCAUUCUGAGUAACAACUUUACAGUAGCUUCUGGUCAAAAGUUGAGAGUUCCUUUGUCCUGUAUCAUAGACAUCUUUCAGUGUUUUGUUAAGACAUUAAAGUUGAAUAUCUUGUAACAUGCCAGAGAUUUUGUUGCUACCGUGACUAGGCAGGCUUGUUCUUGAGCAAAAAAUUAAGACUGAACCCAACUCCUAGGUGAGACGGACUAGUAGUACCAAAUAACAGUGAUCUGAAGUAUUCAUCUUCUGAAGUAUUCUAAUCCUGGUCCAUCCUUUACAACCUUUAAAACAAACUCUCAUUGAAUCAAUUAGCUGUAGUAAUGAAGAUUUAAAAUGGUUUAUCACAUGGCAUAAUUUGUUUCCUCUGAAAUAUAAUCUGAGCAAUGUACUUGCAGGAAACCAGUUUCUCUCAAAUAAUUUGUAAUAAGAUGUAUAAUUCUUGUAAAUCAUUUAUUGAAUUUUGUACAAAA